This is a messenger RNA of Xylona heveae TC161, 2933 nucleotides long. RefSeq names its product putative chromatin remodeling complex subunit. The record is from RefSeq and is a predicted model, not a curated record. The transcript is spliced from 5 exons. NCBI's taxonomy places the organism in Eukaryota, Fungi, Ascomycota, Xylonomycetes, Xylonales, Xylonaceae. The coding region runs from base 208 to 2481 and encodes 757 amino acids. Gene Ontology annotation, biological process: regulation of DNA-templated transcription. Gene Ontology annotation, cellular component: cytoplasm; Ino80 complex.
GACCAAAGGAGCUUACACAUGACGUGCCCUUGAACGAAACCGCCUCACGGUCCCCUCGCCACUCUCAUCAAAUCCUCAAGGUAAUGGUUCGCGCAAUUCGCAUGCAACAUUCGCCGAUGUGUCGAUGAACCCUGAGACUCUCGAGACUGUUUUCCUGACCGCCUAGCUCCUCGUCGAUUGCCGUUGAGACGAAACUACCAAAGCAACAUGACGCAAUUAAACGGCACCAUUACUCCAGCUCCAUCAGGAAGGAAUACGCCCAAGCCUGCUCCUAGAAUAUGGAGCGUGAGCGAUCCGCUAUUCCGCGGUUCCAGAGCGCCACCGCGACAGGUCUCCAUCCAACCUCCGGCGCAACAGCCUGGGCCCGACGCGGCCAUCAUUAUUGACAAUGGCUCCUGGCAAACAAAGGCCGGUUGGUCGUUCGACAAGACCCCAAGAUUAACAUCACCUCCCUUGAUGUCGCGCUACAGAGAUCGGAAGAUUGGCCGCACUUUAUGCUUUGUCGGCUCGGAUAUAUACGCAGAUGCGACUACGAGAGGGCAAUCCAAAUAUGCAUUUGACCCGGGCAGCAGUAUUGUCGGCAACUGGGAUGUCAUGGAAGGGAUACUGGACAACAUCUUCCUGAAGCUGGGCGUGGACGGAGCAGACGGUGGUGUCGGAAGACCGAUUGUUAUGACGGAACCGGUAGCCAAUCUGGGGUAUUCGCAAAAGACUAUGACGGAAAUUAUCUUCGAAUGCUACUCCGCGCCAUCACUGGCAUACGGCAUCGACUCGCUAUUCUCGUACGACUACAACAAAGGUUCGACGGGUCUGGUCGUGUCAUCUGCACACACAUCAACGCACAUAAUCCCCGUAGUGGACAAUCGAGCACUGCUCACUCAGGCCACGAGACUCAAUUGGGGCGGCUACCAGAACGCCGACUAUCUCAUGAAGUUGCUACGGCUGAAAUAUCCCACGUUUCCUGGAAAGCUGAACGAUACCCAAGUGGAAGAGAUUCUCCGCGAGCACUGCUACAUCUCGCAAGACUAUGAGCGAGAACUGAGCAGCUACCUCGAAUGGACAGGCCUAGAGGAGCGCAACCACGUUGUGCAAUUCCCUUUUUCGGAGCAAGCUGUGGUAGAGAAAUCACCAGAAGAGCUUGCCCGAAUGGCAGAAAAGCGCAAGGAAAGCGGCCGACGGCUCCAAGAGCAGGCCGCAAAGAUGCGAUUAGAGAAGUUGAUCCGCAAAGAACAAGAACUGGAAUACUACAAGUCUCUACAACAAAGAAUCACUACAGAGACGAAAAAAGAAACGAAACGCCUCCUCGAUGCCGAAGACUUCAAAGACGAAAUUGCUCUCGACAGACGGAUCAGAGAACUGGACAAGUCUGUCCGCAAAGCGCGGACCAAGGACGUUGGCGGCACGGAAAACGAAGAGGAUGAAGAGCCUCCCACGUUCCCGCUCCUCGAUGUUCCGGAUGAGGAACUUGACGAAGCUGGACUCAAGCAGAAACGGCACCAGCGGCUGAUGAAAUCCAACCACGAAGCCCGACAACGUGCCAAGGCAGAAAAGGAACGCGAGAAAGCCCGUAUUGCCGAGGAAGAACGACUCGACGAGGAACGCCGCGAUAAAGAUCUCGAAGGAUGGUUGGAUGAGCGACGAACAGCACGGAGCACAAUCCUCCAACGCAUCAAAGACCGCGAGCGGCUCAAAGCCGACCUGGGCAAUCGCAAAUCACUCGCCUCGCAAAUGCGCAUGAAAAACAUUGCCAACCUCGCAUCCGACACACCGGGCCGAAAGCGGCGACGGGGCGGCGCCGCAGCAGGUGGCGACGACGACACGUUCGGCGCCAACGACGAAGACUGGGGCGUGUACCGCCAGAUUGCGACAGGCGAAGGCAGCGACGACGAAGACGAAGAAGACAUGGACACCACGCUGAAGAACCUUGAAGCGCAACUGCUCAAAUACGACCCCAACUUCACCGAAGAGCACACGCUUGCCGCCCAGUCCGACUGGUCGAAGAGCCUCGUGCACGCCUUCUUGCGCGGCCCUUGGCCCUUCAACCCAGAGAGUCAGCGCGAAAUCAACCAGAUUCAUCUCAACGUCGAACGCAUUCGUGUCCCCGAGGUCGUCUUCCAGCCGUCCAUUGCCGGCCUCGACCAGGCAGGACUCGUGGAAAUCGCCAGCAAUAUCAUCACCCAGCGCUUGCCCAACCCCGUGCAUCGCGAGAGCAUUCUCAAAGACGUCUUCCUCACGGGCGGCAACACCCUGUUCAAGGGCUUCGAGGACCGCUUGAGAACAGAGCUGAGAGCCGUGCUCCCCGCCGGUGCGCCCCUCGCCGUCAGGUCCGCAAAGGAUCCCAUCUAUGAUGCCUGGAAGGGCGCCGCCCAGUGGGCAGGCACCCAGCGCUGGAAAGAUGCCCGUGUUACCCGCGAAGAGUAUCUCGAGAAGGGACCAGAGUAUUUGAAGGAACAUAAUCUCGGAAACGCCUACGCCGGAUAACUUCCAACCCCCAUGUCCAAAGCCGUAUCCGAAUCUUAGUCCAUAUCAACAGUUUCUACUUUUACGCUUCACACACUUCACACACUUAGACCCUUCAUGCCUUCAUGCCUUGAAGCCUUGAAGCGAAAAAGCUACUGGCAUUUCAGCAUCGUCAAAUUUGCACUAGCAAAAAAAGCUUUUCAGAUUCUCCACGUCCAUGUUCAUCUCCAUGUCAAUGUCAAUGUUCAAGUGCAGUGUGAAUCGGAGAGUUACGGGAGGGGAUGGCGGAGAAGUUCUGAAGAGCAACUCGUUUUAAAAGCACAAUGCACAAUGUCGCCUUGGCCCCCGUCUCAUGUAGUAUUACUAUCGCCACUAUUCGAUUACCUUUUCUUUUUUUUUUUUUUCUCUAUUUCCCCCCCUUUCCUUAGGAGUUUACGUCAAUUAAAAAGCUCAAUUUAACUUUCACCAUACCG